Messenger RNA from Adelges cooleyi (spruce gall adelgid), 3997 nucleotides. It is a transcript of the gene dock, whose product is annotated as cytoplasmic protein NCK2. Bases 570 to 1853 code for a protein of 427 amino acids. The transcript is spliced from 8 exons. NCBI's taxonomy places the organism in Eukaryota, Metazoa, Arthropoda, Insecta, Hemiptera, Adelgidae. Gene Ontology annotation, molecular function: protein binding. The record is from RefSeq and is a predicted model, not a curated record.
UGCACGGACAUUGCCGCCGCCGUUUCGCCAGACGCUUCUCCGCUAGGCUGGGCGUGUUUUGGCCACUGACUCCGCCGAUUGUUGUUCGGUGGUCCGCACAUACACAAUAAUAAUAUUAUGCGUUGAUUACUCAUAACUCGAUUCGAUUUGCGCGUACACACAUAAACACACACACACACUGUCGGGUUAGUUCGGUGCGAACGCUCGCGAGUUUUGUUUUGUUUUGCUUGUCCAUAUAACGAUAUUGUUUUGCGACGUGUAAUCGCAUUUUUGUGGUUUUUCACGGCCGUCGCGUGUUCCGAUAGUAAUAACUAAUAUGCGUUAGACCAAACGCGUCGACGAGGUGUUUGGCGAUACCACUUGAGGUCAACAAUAAUUGGAAACGAGAAACUUCACAGUGAAAAAGUUCACAAAAAAAAAAUAAAAAACAUCCCGCAGGACUCCGACCAUGAAGUCCAAGUGCUAACGUACAUCAGCCGAUUAUGAUUAUGAAAUUUUGAAGAACGGCGACAAAAAAAAAAUUGCUUCAAAAGUAAAAACGUUUUGAGUUUGAAUAUUUCACUUCAGCCAUGUUGGAAGCCAGAUCAAUAGCCGCUGAUCGAGAGUCGGCCACGUGGCAGGGAAAACCCGCAAACGGCAUACGUCCUCCUCCUCACACACCUCAUCAUCAUCAUAUGUCAGCCAUGAGACCAGGUAACAAGUCGAAUCAAGAAGAUAACUGUUAUGUAGUAGCCAAGUAUGAUUAUGUUGCUCAAAGCGCUCAAGAACUAGAAUUGAGGAAGAAUGAGCGCUACUUACUUUUGGACGAUUCAAAACAUUGGUGGAGAGUGCAGAACGCUCGUGGGUUUUCUGGAUAUGUGCCGAGUAACUACGUAAAAAAAGAAAAACCUUCAUUGUUCGACAGUAUAAAAAAGAAAGUAAAAAAGAGCGGUAGCAAUUCGAGCAACGGUAGCAAAACGUUACCGCCCAAUUCCUACCACAACAACGGGCGUACCAUUAGCGAAUCUCCAACGAUGGCGAGACGUCUUCCAGCUGAUCCUUCCGAAGCUAUCGGCACCGCUUUGGUCAAGUACAAUUACCAAGCUCAGCAACCUGACGAAUUGUCUCUAAUCAAAGGAACGCGAAUAUUGAUACUCGAAAAGAGCAACGACGGCUGGUGGAGAGGUCAAAGCGGAUGUAUGGCGGGAUGGUUUCCGAGCAAUUACACCACCCAAGAGGAAGACAACAAUGCCGACGAUCAGGGACUUCAUACGUACGCCAUGGCCGAGAACGUGUUAGACAUUGUGGUCGCAUUGUACCCAUUCACCGGCACGACCGAUCAAGAACUGAGUUUUGAAAAAGGCGACCGUCUGGAAAUACUCGAGAGACCCGCUGCUGAUCCCGAAUGGUACCGAGCCAGAAACGGACAAGGCCAAGUCGGUUUAGUACCAAAAAACUAUUUGCAAGAACUCAGCGAGUACCUAGCUCAGCCGUUGAGUCAAGUAGCCGCUGUUCCUGCCUGUGGUGCCAAAGCCAUGGACAAACCUCACUUGGUCGGAAAACCGUGGUAUUACGGCACGAUAACGCGGUCCCAGUGCGAUACGAUAAUGAACAACGGCGGCCAGGAUGGAGAUUUCUUGGUCCGAGACAGCGAAACUAACGUCGGAGACUAUUCCGUGUCGUUGAAAGCGCCCGGCCGAAACAAGCAUUUCAGAGUUCACGUCGAAGGCGCACUGUACUGUAUCGGCCAACGUAAAUUCCAUACCUUAGAUCAACUCGUCGACCACUAUCAGAGGGCUCCGAUUUAUACCAACAAGCAAGGAGAAAAAUUGUUUUUGGUGAGGCCGCUUCCUCGAGCGGCAACUUCGUCUUAAAAUAAGAACUAACGACUGAUAUAAUAUUGUGGUGAUGCGGAGCAAUAUUUGGAAAACAAUCAAUUUUCAAUCGAGCAACGCUUAUUAUUAAGAUAAAAAAAAACAAAAAAAUCCAGGUAUUAAUAUGAAUAUUGUCAUGUUAAGAUGUAUUAAUUAUCCAGUUUUUUUUUUCCUUAGUAUCAUUUAAUAGACUAGUCAUGUAGGUAAAUGUUAUAGUCGAGAAUAAAAGGCCUUUCUUUUCUUUCGUCUUUAUCGAUUAUAUAUUUUGUAAUUAUUAACUUCUUUGCGACGUAGCGUGUCGUUGUCGACAAUAUAUCAUUUGUGUUUUCUUUCAUUGGUCGUGUCGUGUACAAUUUAUUCUUAUUGGUCCUGUCAUUAACUAUAACUCUCUAAGUAUUUCUUUUAGUCAUCUUACGACGUUUGUACGUGUGUCGAUGAGCAAACUAAACACAUCCGAUAGAAAAACCCGUAUUUUAAUUUAUUACAAUCAUUUUUUUUUUUUUUCUAAAUAAAUUAUCCUCAAACAACUUGUUGCCUUGCUCUUAUUUCUAUUCAUAAUCUGCUGUGAAAAUGUGAUAAAACGGAUUUGUAUUGAUAUAUAUAUAUUUAUAUAUUUUUUUUUUUUUUUUACUUUGACUUUUGUAAAAUUAAAUACUUUUGUAAGGAUCAAAAUACGAAUAUUAUUAUCUCACGGUUAUAUCGUGGUGUACUGUGUAUUAUAUAUAUAUAUUUUUUUUUUGUAAAUAAUUUUGUGUUAAAUAAUUGACAGCUACAUCAGGUGUCGUCGCGUUCUACUCGAGUUUAAAUAUUAUAUCAUAAUAUGUUUCGUUCAUUAGCUUUGUAAAAAAAUAAUAGUAAUAUAAUAUUUAUCAAAAUAUUAAAACGGGUUUUGAGGUUUUUUUUUUUCUACGAUAACAUAUUUCUAAUUAUAUUAUUCUCAUUUGAUUUUUAAACUAAUGUAAACCUAAAGUAAUAAUCUUUGUAGCAGUUGUUCGGCUAUUAUUAUUAUUAUUAUUAUCACUAUUAUUCUAUAAUAUUAUUAAACGUAACUUUAUAACGAAAAAAAAAAUAAACUAUUAAUUACUAGUCAUAAUUUUUAAAACACACUCGUGUUGUAUGUAAAUGGCUUUAAAUAAUAUAAUUUAAUAACCACAUUUUGUUAUAAUUUAUAAUAUACGCAAACCAAUGUACAUCACCUCUGUUAGUAGUAACGUCGUCUAAGGUAUAAUUUUACGCAAUACAAUAGCUAUACUUACUCUGUACAAACGUAGUCCAGUAUAUUAGUUGCUACGUCGCAGAUCUCAUAAUAAUUGUACGAAUGCUGUCAAAAGUAGUGUUUUCUUGACGAUCCGACACUGACUCGCUGUAAAAAACGAUUGCGUCAAUUUCUGACGUCUUGUAGGAGAAUUAAAGAACCGUCUUACCGCGUUGAAGAAACGUCGGAGUUAUUUUUUUCCACCUUGGUUAACGUCAACAUUUUUAAUAUUAUUAUGUUACCCCACCCUCUCCGACAACGUAACAUUAUCAUUUGUAGGUUUCAUUAUUAUCAUAACAUUUUUUUUUUGUUAUUUUUCAUCGUCUUUCCAUAUAUUAUGUGCGUAUACACAUUUGUCGAGAACGAAAAACGCCCAAGUAUCGUUCUCGUUCGUCCUAUGUUUAUAAUAUAAUUAUUUAAUAAAAAAAAAGUGUACAGUUUGUGUAUUCGAAUAUCGACCCGACGUAUUCUUGACCCGUACAGAUGUUGUUUUUUUUUUGUAAAAGGAUCGAUAAAAUUAACUUUAGGAUUAACAUUUUUUUGUACGCGUUUAAUUCGUUAGCUGUAAGUAAACAAUUGUAUAACGUUUUCUUUAUAAUUUUUAUAUAAGUAUUUGUUUAAUGAACAAAUUUUUUUUUUUUGUGAACUAAAUUAUAAAAAAAAAUUGUACUUCUCUUUAUAUGUGUAUAUAUAUUUAUAGAGUAUAUACAUAUAUGUAUAUUUAUAGAAUUACACACCAUGACCUAAUAUCAGAAUAUUUUAAGAAUUUUUUUGUAUACUUACGACAACCUAUUGUGCAAAGUAAAACCCAGCAAGUAACGGAUAAGUAUUGUUUUCUGUCAAAGUAUAUUCUGACCGAUAUGUAUAAGAUAAUAAUACAUAAUAUAAU